CAAAGACCCAACACAUUUCCCUACUCUCUCUCUCUCUCAGGACUCAUCUCCUCAUCGCCAUAACCAAAUGAGUGAGUUCUAUCAAUCCUUUUGUUAGAAUUCGUUCUUGAUUCUUGUGCGGAGUGCCCACACCUGAAUGAGCGAGUUCCAUCCUUUGUUAGAAAAUAUUCUUGGGGUUCUGCAACUAAGUUCUAUUGAUUUGACCCUCCGGUAGAAUUCAUUCUCGGAGCUCCAUCAGAGAUCCUAAUCGGCGGGGUCUAAGUAAGGAAGCUGGUUGGUUCAUACAAGAAUGUUUGAUUCAAACUACAGUUUAUCAAGUAAUUUCUGACUAUUGCAAUAUUCUGUAUAUAAAGAUAAACUAAACUAUAGUUGAACUUCAUAAGCUACUCUAGGAUUGAUGAAAGCUUAUUUCAUACAUUGCUAAUAUACAAAUGAAUUAGACUUCAGUCAUAUGUACAACCAUGGAUUUCAACCAGUUUAGGCGCUUACCUACCCAUGCUAAAAAUUCAAAACUUCUGUAUAACCCAACUUUAUAACUGGUUCAAGAGAUGAGAAUAAACAUCAGUGUUUCCGUAAAAGAGAAAUACCACAGACAAGUUGCCAUCAAUAAAAUUAAUGUAAUCUCAGUCAGCAACAUAAAUGAGAAUGAAAAGCUUUGCAGAUAAACACAUUAUAUCCCCAAAUCCUUUUAUUAAAGAGAGAGCUGUCCAAAAGAAAUUUCCAAGGUCUGGCAGGUUGAGGUUUGGAGUAAGUGGUUUCAAACUUUACCUGGUUGCAAAAUAAUCUCCUAAACAUAUAGACAUCUUAUCUUAUAAGUUAAAAGUUUAUAUAGCGAAAUUUCUAAAACAUAACACAUGUGAGGUUGUAGCUUAUAUAAUCUCUGGCUCUUGCACGUAUCACAGAAAAAUUAGAGAAUUAUGAAUAAGGUGUGUCUUAAAUUAUUACCUUCUUUGGAGCUAUCUACUUAAUCCCAAACUGGCAACAGAGGUAAUUUGACUUCAUGUCACUGCUGUGAAUGUAGAAGACCCCUUUAUAUCUUUGUUGAAGCUUUUUACCUGUUGUUAAAAUACAGUAAAGUAAACAACUCGGCAUUUUAAUCAGCUUCAUACAGAAAAGAUGCCGACAUGGAUCACGAGUUGCAGAGGAAGGAGCAGGAAAGUACCCCAGUGGCAUGAGACUUGGCUUUAUUUACAAAGCUGUGGUAGUUUGUUCUGUUUUAGUAGCAGGAAUUCACUUCUUGAUGCUGUGGAUGAUAUUAACUGGAUACGAGGCCCUUUGCAAAUCGAAAAUCUCUGUUCUCUCUAAAGAAAUUUUGUCAGAGAUAUCAUGGCUAAUCACGUUGCUUCUGCUUUUGAAUCUUCGAAACUCAAGGUCCUUGAAGCUACCAUGGAUUCUAAGAAUCUGGUGGAUCUCGAGCUUCAUAUUAUCUGUUGUCCAUACAACUCUAGAUACAAGUUACAUUCAUACAAACCAUAAAUCCCUGAGCCUAGUAUAUUAUGUCAACUUCAUCGGCUUAAUCGUCUCAACAUACUUGGUAGGCAUUUCAAUUCGAGGAGCAACGGGCAUCAGCUUCAUCACCAAUAGCACUACAGAGUCACUACUGAACAAAGUUGAAAAUCAUUCAGAUGGAAAGAGGGAAGAGGAAUCACCUUAUCAAAGAGCUACUCUUCUCCAGCUCAUCACUUUCUCUUGGCUUAAUCCAUUAUUCAAAGUUGGGUACAAGAAACCGCUCGAACAAGAAGAAAUCCCAGGCAUUGACGUCAAGGACUCUGCUAAAUUCCUCUCUGAUUCAUUUAACAACAGGUCAAGGAGACAGAAAAAACCAGCAGCGCAUCCAUUUACAUGGCUAUCUUCCUGUUGAUCAGGAAAAAAGCAGCAAUCAACGCAUUUUUUGCAGCAAUCCAUGCUGGAGUAUCGUAUGUUGGUCCAUACUUGAUUAAUGACUU
Papaver somniferum (opium poppy) is the source of this 1946-nucleotide messenger RNA. Its product is annotated as ABC transporter C family member 9-like. The coding region runs from base 1172 to 1861 and encodes 229 amino acids. The record is from RefSeq and is a predicted model, not a curated record. Lineage: Eukaryota; Viridiplantae; Streptophyta; Magnoliopsida; Ranunculales; Papaveraceae. The transcript has a single exon.